Pseudozyma flocculosa PF-1 is the source of this 1662-nucleotide messenger RNA. RefSeq lists its product as uncharacterized. The record is from RefSeq and is a predicted model, not a curated record. Gene Ontology annotation, molecular function: protein-cysteine S-palmitoyltransferase activity. Gene Ontology annotation, biological process: protein targeting to membrane; peptidyl-L-cysteine S-palmitoylation. Gene Ontology annotation, cellular component: Golgi apparatus; endoplasmic reticulum. The coding region runs from base 1 to 1662 and encodes 553 amino acids. The transcript is spliced from 4 exons. NCBI's taxonomy places the organism in Eukaryota, Fungi, Basidiomycota, Ustilaginomycetes, Ustilaginales, Ustilaginaceae.
AUGGCCUGCGAUCCAAAUAGCCCGCGCGCAUCGCCCCUCUUCCGACGCCUCUGCGACCACCUCCGCUGGCUCCCCCUCGUCUUUGUCCUCUCCCUCCUCGUAUACGCCUACAUCACACUCACCCUCUCGCUCGCAAUCGGUUACACGAUCCUACGCACACACAGCCUCGUAAAGGCCCUAUUCCAGCUCCUCAUAUCCACCCUCCUUGCAGGCGGUGCAGCUUGGAGCUUCCUCGUCGCCGUCUUCCGUCACCCGGGAUCGCCAUCAAGCAACCACGUCGCCGCUUCCUCAUCGGCCCAGGAACUAGCACACGCCGGCACUCGUCCGACUCACUCGGCUAGCCAGCAGCAUGGCCGAGAUACCCGCGGCGACGACCACGACGACGACAACGGCGACGACCACGACGAACACUCUGGCCUGCUAGCCGCAGACGACCACGACCACGACGACGCCGCGGCCUCGGCUCCCCUCCUCUCGGCGCCCCUGCCCGGACAGCCCCAGCUGCCCGCUCGCUCCGGCCGCCAACAGCUCUCCGACCACCUCCGCCUCGCCUCAUCCCAUCACGAUCUCCUCCCUUCUUCCUCCUCCUCCGCCGCCUCCAAUACCGACACCACCAACAUCCGCGCCGCCUCCGACAUCUGGGUCAAGUCGUCGGGCGAGUCGCGCUGGUGCGCAAAGUGCAACGCACCCAAGCCCGACCGCUGCCACCACUGCUCAUCCCCUUUUUUCCUCUUCCUCUGCUACACCGCCCUCCUCUGCAUCUACGCCACGCAGGAGUCGGCCCGCGCCCUCGUCGCCUACGUCGGAAACGAGGUCGACGGCUACGAGAGCAGCCCCAUCACCUGGGCCGUCCUCCUCUUCAUGGGCUUCAUCUUUGGCUGCACCCUCGCCCCCUUUGCCGGCUACCACGCCUACCUCAUCCUUAAGAACCGCACCACCCUCGAGGCCAUGGAGGGCAGCGGCAGGCGAGCGGCGGCGGCGGGCGGCGCAGCCAAGAGGGCCACGCCGCCCCCCACCGAGGCCGACCGCGGAUCGACGUCGACGUCAGCGGAUCCCGUCUGGAGGAGCGACGAGCACCUGACGCGCGAAGAGCGGCGCGCGCUCAAAAAGGCCAAUCGGCUCAACGUCUACGACGUCGGGCUGCGGCGCAACUGGCGGCAGGUCAUGGGCAACGACCCCUGGCUCUGGCCCGUGCCCAUCGGAGAGCCGGUGCCGGACGGGUACACGUACCUGGUCAAUCUCGAUACGCUGACCGAGCUGGAGCGGCUGACGGCGUCGAUACGCAGCAAGGACGCGCGCCCACCACCGCCGCACGCCCCUCCCUCCUCCUCGUCCGCACACCACCAUCGUGGAGAUGGCAACAGAGCGGGGGGGGAGCCCGAUGAGGGACCGGGGUACGACUGGCGCAGGCCCGGUCAACGCACGCGGGGUGCGCACGGCGAAAUGGAGUGGGGCGACGCACCGCGCAAGUCGCCCUGGGGCGUCCUGUACGGCGUCGACGAUAGCGAUGACGACGACCAAGGGCCGAUUGGGUCUGGUGCGAAUGCCGGGCGGGGGCAGAGGCAGCAUGUACUCUCCAACGAGUCCGAGGGUGAUUCCGCAGACGAUGACGAUGACGGGGAGGGGGAGGGGGCAGGUGGAAGGAGAUGGCGACGUAACUAG